Stomoxys calcitrans (stable fly) is the source of this 1441-nucleotide messenger RNA. RefSeq lists its product as uncharacterized. The coding region runs from base 497 to 1369 and encodes 290 amino acids. The transcript is spliced from 2 exons. The record is from RefSeq and is a predicted model, not a curated record. NCBI's taxonomy places the organism in Eukaryota, Metazoa, Arthropoda, Insecta, Diptera, Muscidae.
CCCUAAAACUUCGUUCAAAAAAAAUCCCCAAAUACAAUUAAUAUAUCUAAGACGUUGCCACAAGUUUAUGCUACAACGGCUGUAGCAACAACUUAACGAAUAAUUUUGACAAUCGUACUAAGACGACUUCCGAUAGAAUUUCGUUAGCAUACCUUCUUGUUCACUUGCAACCGUUGUACUGGUAAGACUACGAAAAUAAAUCCCCUUAAAUCAAUCCAAUCCUAAUUCGUUUCAAUUUUCCUAUUUCUUGUCUUCCAUAUUGCACUGGAGCAACCAAGUCUCAUCUACUCUAACCAUUUGAGAUUUUGAAUUGUUUUCGGCUCAUGUGAUGUCUCAUUUCUCCUCCAAGUAGACUUCAGCUGUUCCAUCUCAUCAGUUGGUCCUUUCGAACCGGAUAGCUACGUAUAUUUGGAGACAUUUGCUCUUGGGAGACACUCACUGGGAUUUCCUACUCCAAUCCAAAUCUCUACACUACUCAUCAUCUCAACAGUUCAUUAUGCGCAAUAACGGAAAGAAAAAUAAACAAGAUAAGUUCAAAGGAAAUCGACAGUUUAUGUGCAGAAUCUGCCGCCAUCCACAUGCUCUAAGAAAAUGCCGACGUUUCCUUGGCCUUAAUAUAACGCAAAGAAGAGACAUCGUGAAGAAAUAUGGUUAUUGUGAAAAUUGUUUGGCUCACAGCCACUCAGAUGGGGCCUGCUUCACGAAGACCGGUUGCAGGAUUUGCCAUAAAAACCACCACACUCUUCUUCAUGCUCAUCCUAGAAUUCAGGCCAGAAAACCUUUACCAGAUACGCCUACUACAAAGCCGUCCACAUCUAAGAUGGCUUGCGACACGCAGGCAAAAGGCACCUCGCAAUCCUCCACAUCUACCAAUGAGACAUCUUUGACAUCCAUACUCAAACAAGAUGCUAUUACGCUGCUACCAACCAUCAUUGCCAAGGUCGAUACGAAAAACGGAAGAAGCAUUGUGAGAUGUUUAUUGGAUUCUGGUGCAAGAACAAGCUGUAUCUCUUCAAAAACUGUAGAUAAGCUUAAUUUGAUGACACUAGCACUAGAUGAAGAAACCAUUUGUCCAAUAACGUUGUUAUCCAUUCACGACGAAAAUGUGAGCAUCAAAACAGUCCUCAAAAUGACCAAUAGAGUGACCAUAUCCACCCCAAGUAACUCCAUAUCCAAAUCCAUAAGACAGAAAUUCCAUAACUUCAUAUUGGCUGAUGUUGAAUUCUUCAAACCAGCUCCAAUAGACAUCAUAUUCGGUGUCGACAUAUACGCCAAAAUAUUAAGCGAAGGAAUUCUUUGUCGGUCGGGACUCCCAACGGCACAGAAUACCAUCUUUGGGUGGUCUAUCUAUGGUCUUUGCUCCAAAUAAUUUCCUAUGAAUUUCUAUCCGAUACGCCAAUUUAUCCAAAUAUUACACAUUUUUCGCACUAUCAUUGGAAGU